AUGAGUUCCUGUCUGUCCGACCCGCUGGAAGCGGUUAAGAUGAGGUAUUGUUCAGCUUGUGACAACAGUUCCGCCACGUACGCCGGGAGGUUCAUUGGCGUCCCCAACAAUCCCGAAACCCGCCACGAAUGGCUCGUUCGCAUGGGAGUAAUAAAACGAACCGAUCCGAUGCCGAAAAGCAAAGCCUUCUUCAUCUGCGAUAACCACUUUGACAAAGAACAUGACUUCUUCCACAAGUCCACCGGAAGUCGGCUCCGUGCGGGGAUCCUACCGUGGCAAAACCUCAAAACCGGCUCCUACAGCUACCAUGGCUGGGAGAAUCCCGUACAAACGGCGCCAGUGCGGCCCUGUCAGUGCGCUUGCUGCAUGCGACCGAAAACGCCAUCGUUCGCCACUACCGUCACGAUCCAAACGGACGACGUCGAAUGCAGUGGAGAUCAAGCCGGCCGGAUGUUCAUACCCGAAGUGCACUGCCGACUGUGCCUUCGUGGCGUGCGGGCCACCAGCGGUAAUCUACGGCGACUGUUUUGCGAGCACACUCAACAGCCGACCGAUCCGGGCCUGAUGGAACAGCUCUACGUUACAACCGGGUUGAUGUUCCACUGGAACCGGGAACCGAGUGCAAUGAUUUGUGCCAACUGCGCACAACAGGCCGAGCAGGCCUAUCGAUUUCGGCUACAAUCGAGAAGCAAGCACCGGACUUACCUGGCAUCCAUGCCGGCGAAGAAGAGAAAGGAGCUGUACCCGGAACAUGUGUAUCCGAAAAGUUCCAACAUCGGAGACGGGACGUGGGAGGAGGGGCUCAUCGAAACCAGGGACAUCGAACAGAUCCAUUUGUUUUCGACGGAGCAGGUUCACAUUAAGACUGAACCGGAUUUGCCACCGCAAUCGGUGGAAGGCGGCGUUAGUAAAAGAUUGAAACGUACUCCGAGGGCCAACGAACCUCGUCCGAUUGGGCAGAAGGAAAUCAAAUCGGAACCUGGACUGGAUGGUGAGCAGAUUGUGACCGACAGCAACCUUCUGGCUGAAAAUGGGAACCACAUUCAGAUUGUUGAUUUUCAGGAGUUCAAUGCCAUGAUGACCAAGAUUAAAACGGAAAAGGGAAGCUAA
Molecule: messenger RNA, 1110 nt
Organism: Ochlerotatus camptorhynchus
Lineage: Eukaryota; Metazoa; Arthropoda; Insecta; Diptera; Culicidae
Exons: 2
Coding region: 1-1110 (369 amino acids)
Cellular component (GO): nucleus
Molecular function (GO): zinc ion binding
Source: RefSeq, a predicted model, not a curated record